AUUAUAUUUGCGCGUAUUUUUACUAUUAUUUUUAUAUUACCUCUAAUACUUUAAACCAUGGCAUUCAAGACCAUUUCUGUCCUGGCUCUUUCCGCCCUCGCUGCUCUCAGCACCGUAUUUGCGGUUCCUCAAGAUAUCGACAACCCUCUCCCUACCGAUAUUAACGCCCUGCUUUCACAGGCAAACAUUGACUUGACCUCUGGAAUGGCAGAGGCUGCAUCCUUGUUUAACGACCCGGCUUUCCAGGCUUCCAUAAGCAACGCUGCUCUGUCUUUUAGCGAGUUUGCGGAGAAAAACCCGGCUUCAAUUUCUGCCAUUUUUGCUAGCCUGUCUGCUCAGUUUGGAAUUUCUGCCGACAAUAAGGACAAGGACGACGAGGAUGAGCACGACCAUGACCAUGGUCAUGAGUCCGCUGACGAUAAGGAUAUUUCUAGCAAUGAUCACGACCACGACCAUAAUCAUGAUGACACGUCAAGCUCCUCUGGUGCCCCCAGCACUAAGCCCCUUGCCGGCAUGGUUGUUGCUGCUGGUCUGGCCGCUUGCGCCGCUUUUUUUUAAUACAUUGAUACAGCCGUGCAAUUCUGAUGAAUUUAAAUUUAAUUGAUGAAUGCAAUUUAGUUAGAGCGCAAGCUCAGUUUUUUUACUGGAGGUGCGUAGUUUGGUAAAAAACAAUUACACGCAUUUAUUUUAUGUUAUAUUUACAAGAUGCACUCAUAGACUUCAUAUAUGGCUUCAGUUUAC
This is a messenger RNA of Kickxella alabastrina, 741 nucleotides long. RefSeq lists its product as uncharacterized. The transcript has a single exon. The coding region runs from base 58 to 558 and encodes 166 amino acids. The record is from RefSeq and is a predicted model, not a curated record. Lineage: Eukaryota; Fungi; Kickxellomycota; Kickxellomycetes; Kickxellales; Kickxellaceae.